Molecule: messenger RNA, 756 nt
Organism: Exaiptasia diaphana
Lineage: Eukaryota; Metazoa; Cnidaria; Anthozoa; Actiniaria; Aiptasiidae
Product: Golgi-specific brefeldin A-resistance guanine nucleotide exchange factor 1
Exons: 7
Coding region: 4-723 (239 amino acids)
Biological process (GO): regulation of ARF protein signal transduction
Molecular function (GO): guanyl-nucleotide exchange factor activity
Source: RefSeq, a predicted model, not a curated record
AUCAUGGAAUCGUUCUCUGAGAAUUUCUUUGAAAGUAACCCUGAUGUAUACGCCAAUAAAGACUCUGUAUUCACUCUUACAUAUGCUGUCAUCAUGUUAAACGUCGACCAGCACAACACGAACAUCAAACAGCAAAAACCAAUGACCGUCGAGGAUUUUAAGCGCAAUCUUCGAAAAACCAAUGGUGGAGUUGACUUUCCUGCCUCCAUGCUGGAAGAAAUCUAUCACGCUAUUAGAACUGAAGAAAUCGUAAUGCCAGCUGAAAGAACCGGUAGAAUACGAGAGAAUUACGAAUGGAAGGUAUGCAAGUUUUUUAUUAUCAUGGUGGUUAUUACACCUAAAAGUCAUAUCAUUGAAGCCAACACCAAAGGGAGAUGUUCAUUGAUAUCAGCCCACUACAACCUCUCUGAUGUAUUCGAUAAUCUAGUCAUCUCUUUAUGUAAAUUCACCACUCUACUAACGGUGCCCGAGGCCGGUGAGUCGUUGGCUGUAGCCUUUGGCGGGAACCUCAAGGCCCAGCAGUCUGCGCGAACUGUGUUCGCACUAGCACAUCGYCAUGGUGAUAUAUUAAGAGAAGGCUGGAAGAAUAUUAUGGACUGUAUGUUACAUCUGUUCAAAGCCAAGCUGCUGCCCAAGUCUUUGGUGGAGGCAGAAGAUUUUGUCAGCGGCCAAGUGAGCCUGCUGAAAGAGGAGCUACCGGCAACUAAGUKAGUCUUUCUUUAAAAAACACUAUAUUUUUAUAGAUAGGCCCUUGAA